AUGACCAAGGACGGCGGCAGCGAGACGGGCGGGUGCCUCUGCAUCGGCGCGCCGAUGCGCGCGCUGUCGCGGGCGUGCGACUCCGCCUGCGACCUCUACGUGCGCGGCAUGUCCGGGUGCGCCACCCGCGUGCCGGCCGGGGCAGUCGCGGGCGGCCGCGGCUCCGGCUUUGUCAGAUCGGCCACGACCGUGCACCUGUGGACGAGCUCGGACCGCGCCGACGACCUCAUCCGCGCCGCGUCGACGAAGCAGCGCCGCGUGGCGACGGCCGAUCAGCCGGCGGAUGUCGGGGCAGCAAAGAAGGGCCGCCUUGGCCCGGUGGCGCCGGCGAUCGUGCCGGCUCGGAGGAAGGGGCCGGCGAUGGCGACCAUCGCCGAGAACGGGCCGUGCGACUUCGGCGCCUGCGCGCUGACGCCACCGGAGCUGAGGAGGCGCGCCCCGGCGGUCGGUGGGGUGCGCGCGCCUGGCGGUGGGUUUGUCGCCGUCAUGGCGGCGAGCGAGGCCUUCGCGGCUCGAUCGUGACGCGUGUUUGCAAGAUGACGCGCGUAGCGGCUGUGUACAA
Molecule: messenger RNA, 562 nt
Organism: Triticum aestivum (bread wheat)
Lineage: Eukaryota; Viridiplantae; Streptophyta; Magnoliopsida; Poales; Poaceae
Exons: 1
Coding region: 1-522 (173 amino acids)
Source: RefSeq, a predicted model, not a curated record